Rhincodon typus (whale shark) is the source of this 5021-nucleotide messenger RNA. RefSeq names its product SS18L1 subunit of BAF chromatin remodeling complex. The transcript has 12 exons. Gene Ontology annotation, biological process: positive regulation of dendrite morphogenesis; positive regulation of transcription by RNA polymerase II. Bases 1 to 1341 code for a protein of 446 amino acids. Lineage: Eukaryota; Metazoa; Chordata; Chondrichthyes; Orectolobiformes; Rhincodontidae. Gene Ontology annotation, molecular function: transcription coactivator activity. The record is from RefSeq and is a predicted model, not a curated record. Gene Ontology annotation, cellular component: nucleus.
AUGUCUGUGGCAUUUGCAUCAGCUCGCCAGCGGGGGAAAGGGGAGGUCACUCAAGCCACCAUUCAAAAGAUGUUGGAUGAAAACAAUCAUUUGAUACAAUGUAUCAUGGAUUACCAGAGUAAAGGCAAAACUGCAGAAUGUUCUCAAUACCAACAAAUGCUGCACAGAAAUUUGGUUUACCUGGCAACAAUAGCAGAUUCCAACCAAAAUAUGCAGUCGUUGCUACCUGCUCCACCUUCCCAAAACCUGUCAAUGGGGCCAGGAGGAAUGAAUCUUUCUGGAUCAAAUCAAGCUUUACAUUCACAGAAUGUUCCCAAUGACACCAUGGGAGGAGGUAUACCCCCUUCUCCAUUAAUGCAGAGCCAGAUGAGCAAUGGUCCGUCUCACGUUUCAGUGCAGCAAUCAGGGCCAGCAGCAAUACCAAGCUCCUCAAUGACCAUGCCUGUAAAUAACCAUGGAAGUGCAGGGGGUUACAGUCACUCUGUCCCCUCAUCACAAAGUAUGCAGAUGCAGAGUCAGGGCCAGUCGAUGGCAAACUACGGAUCUCGGACAAACAUGAGCAUGCAAACUGGUCAAGUUCCUAUGAUGCACCAGCAAGCCGCAACCUCACAUUACAGCACCCCGCAGGGAAGUGGUCAGCAUUACCAAGGGCCAUCAGCCAUGGGGAUGAUGGGACAAAGUAAUCAAGGCAACAACAUAAUGGGGCAAAGGCCAAUGGGGCCAUAUAGGUCAUCACAACAAGGUUCUUCUCAGCAAUACAUUGGACAGGAAGAUUACUAUGGUGAGCAAUAUGGACAUGGCCAAGGACCCACAGAUUCCAUUAAUCAACAAUAUUACCCUGAUGGCCAUGGUGAAUACGCAUAUCAGCAAUCAUCAUAUGCAGAGCAAGGUUACGAGAGGUCAUUUGAGGAAUCCUCACAGCAUUACUAUGAAGGAGGAAAUUCCCAGUAUACCCAACAGCAGACAGCUUACCAGCAGGGACCAACCCAGCAACAAACUUACUCCCAACAGCAAUACCCCACCCAGCAGAGCUACCCAGGCCAACAACAAGGAUAUGGUCCGACCCAGGGAGCUGCUUCUCAGUAUCCAGGUUACCAACAGGGACAGGGACAGCAAUAUGGAAGCUACAGAACCGCUCAACCAGGGCCCUCAGCUCAGCAACAGAGGCCUUAUGGAUAUGAACAGUGCAACAAUCCAGCUGAGGUGCUAGACGUGAGUGUGGGACUGCAAAUCAACACUGCCAGCACCAUGACUUCAAAUCAGAAACGGGCCUCUGGCACAGCUUUGGAGGUACUGCAUACAGGCACAGUACGGAAACUACCAGCAAUAGGAAACAGCUGAUUGCCAUCUCUGAAACAGUCAUGUAUGCACAACAUCCUUCAUUGAUUUUUACAGACUAAAAUGAAGCAUGGACUGUCAUAUUUCAUUUUUGAGAGGUAGCUCAAAGCAGCUUCUGGAUGUUGUAGAAAUUUUCAUUCUUUUCAUGGUGAAUAGUAACAUUGCACUACCAAUGACAAGCCAAUGCGUAUUAGUUUUAGACUUGGUGCUGUGAAUAUUGUACGUUUUAAACUGUUGCACUGUUGUACAAUUGCAUCUGUUUGUUAAUAGGAUUGCAACCUAAUACUAGUGCACUUCCACCGUGGAAACACAAGAUGGUUGGUUUUAUAAGUUUGUAGGUGCUCUCUAAAGCGGUGAAUUGUCCUGUGGAUUUAAGCACCUGUGUGUUUAUACUAAACUUUGCACUAUUUUUUUUCUUCCAUAUUAAAUGCAGCAACCAAGUAUUGGAAAAAGAUCACUAAAAAAUUCACUUGUGUUUUCAGUAAGGUCUAAUAGGAAUGCAACAUGUAAAGUUGCACAUUGAAGAAGUACAUUGUCACCUUGAUCCUAAAGCAUAGAUAAAUUACAUUCAAAUGAGGAAUUAAUUGUCAGAGGUAGUUGCUGUGGUGCAUUUGAUUUCUAUAAGGGAGGCAGUCAAUUCUAUGUCAAUUCUUAUUGCUUGUUCACAGAUUGAUAUCCAUAAUUCCUCACCAUUUUUCUGAACAAAUGAAAUGCUGCGUAUGAAUGACUAUCACUUGAAUCAGGUGAAAAUGGUAUAGGGGUCAAUACUUUGAGAGUUAUAUGGCUUGAUAAUAAUGGGGUCAUCCAAAGGAAAGUAUAAAGUGUUGACUAGUGGUACACUUUCACAGUUUUUUUUAUUGUGCUCUUAAUGAGAGUGACGUGUAUGUGAAAUAAUAUUAAUAAUAGAAAAGCAAUUCUUUUGUUCUAAUUUGGUGUCCGCAAAAUGUUGCCUGAAAAAUGAUUUUUAAAACUACGACUGGAAACAGUUGUGUCUAAUAACUUUGUAUUUAUGAGUGCAAUUGUUGCAUAACUGAGUAUUGAAAAUAUUAUAUGUCAAUAUGAACAGAUAAUAUCAAUGAAUCCAUAGUGACUUCUAUGUUUAAGCUCUAAAACUAGUUCUCAUGCGAACAGCCAUUUUGCAGGAAUUUUUCAGUAGAUAGGGAAUCAAUUUUGAUAUAUUUUAUGUUUUUGUGGUUUACCUUUGGUAGCAACUUGUCUUCAUUCAGCACCUGUUCAGACUUAGUACAGGUCUAGGGAUGGCAGUAUUUUGAAAUUAGAAACAAAGCCUUGCUGCAGAUGGCACGGUGGCCAAAUGGUUACAACACUGACUGUCUUCCAUCAGAAGACCACCAGCUUGAGUUCCAAGUUGAAUGCUGUCUGUAUGAGUUCUAUCACUUGCUUGCAGGGCUUUAGGCAAAGUGGGCUGCAGCUAUUAAUCAGCCCACACUAAUUUGAGCAAAGGACUACUUGUGCUUAUAACAGAGAAGUGUUGGCAACAAUUAGAAAGAAAACAGUAAACUGGACCAUACUAUCUACCAACAAUAGGGUUCAGGAAACCUCGUGUGUGGUGGAGGGAUGGGGAUAUAUUGGGAACAUUUGGAGUACAGUUCCAGAAGUAUUACAAUAAAUGGGUUACAUUUACAUUCAUUAUUGAUUAUCAAUUUAACCAGAAAAGUGUGUUCUUUGUUCUAAAAAUUAUUCGAGAAAAUGAUUCUAAAACACACAGUCCAAAGUCAACCAUUUUGUGUAAAUAUUAAAAACAUUCCAGAGUGCACCAGCUUGUCCAAUGUGGGAAUGUAAGGACACGUAAUUUAUUGAGCACUGAUGAUUAUACCGUUUGCUGUAAGAUUUGUAUUUGUGUACAAUCACAUGAACAUUUUGCAUUUCAUUUGCCAAUUUUCUUUUGGUCUUGCUGUUAAACAGCCAAAUAGCUAAAAUACAGAUUGUACUGUGACAAUCAUCUGCUUGUUUUCAAGAAACAAAAAAACUUGAGAUUUUAGUAUAUUGAAUUUUUUUUAUGACACUUGUUGUAAUGUUAUAUGUUAAGUCUUUAACUUCUCAUCAUUAUCUAAAAACACUAAAUGUUGAGUAAAUGUGUGUGCAUCUCUAUUAAUGGAGGCAACUGCUGUUUGAAUUUAGUGACCAAAAGAAGUUGAAGUUGUUGUAAGUACAAGUGAGUUGAAUUGUCUUGCCUGUACUAGACAUUGUAUGUUGCUACUUAAAGUUGUUACAUUCUAAUUUUAAAAGGAAUCUAAUAAAUCAUUGAGUUAAUUAUAUUUUUAACGUGCUGUUCACAUGCAAAUAUCCAUCAAAUAGGAUUGUUUGUAUUAUCCUUUGCAAAACAAGACUAAUAACAUCUCAAAAUUAUGAAGUGAUGAUUGGUUAGCUUUCUAUAAGGAGGGGAGGCUUGAAAAAGUCUGCAUGUAGCAGGGAAUUGGAGUGGAUAAUCAUUACUUUUAAUGGUAGUUUUAUUUUAUGCCAGUUGAUGUUCUGAAUGCAUGCUUUGGUUCAAGGAUAACUAUUUCAUGUGUAGCAGACUAGAUGUUCCAUGCUGCAGCAGUAAACAUUCAGAAUAUUUACCCAAUGCUCCAGAAAGAACUAAUUCUGAAAUAUCAGGAAUUGAUAUGUUCUUAACUGACUUGUGCUGAGAAAUCCAUUUGGUUUUGUUGAGUGAUGUUCAUGGUUCCAAAAUGACACAUUCUGAAAUUGAAUUCUACCACUUGAGCAAUUUGACCAGCGCCACAAAAAGUAUCCACAAAACUUCUGCUGGUUUGUCAUUUUAAAACUCUGACUGCUUCAUUAAUGUUCUUCAUUCAAGGGAACCUGCUACCCCUACCUGUGGCAGUCCCAUAUGAUUGACUCACAAAACCUCAGAACAAUUGGGUUGAGCAAUAAAUGCUGCUUUUCCAAAGUUACCCUCUUCCAGAGACUAAAUAAAAGCAUAAUUAACAAGGUUAAGCAUUCUAAACAGUGGAUAUUUGUUUAAUCUCCACCUAAAUGUGAAAAAAAAUCAAUAUUUUAUGACGUGGGGAAAGUUACAAUUAUUUUCUUAAACAAAUGAUGUCUUGAGAAAUCUAAUGGUCUCUGUUUUGUUUUGUUGAAUAGCAGGUUGCAAUAUGCCUUGGGUGGUUAUUCACUUGUCAUCGCGCAAUAGAUCUCUGUUAUCACUCAUUUCCUGACAGAAAGUAUUUGAAAACUUCAGUUUAUUGUCUAUCUUCAAAGUAUAAUUGCACACAAUCUUGUGGCACAGUGAGUUCAUUCUGAUCAAUUCUACGUAGAAUCUAUUGCUGCCGUGUUCUUCUCUCUAAUAAAUAUUCACCUCCACAACUCGUUGUUUACAAUUCAGAUUAUUAAACCCCAGAAUCAUUCUUAUUGCUCCUCUUUCUUCCUUUUAAAGACAUAGUACUGUAUACUGCACACACGUUUCAUAUAUGGCCUUGCCUAUGAUCUGUAUAAAGUUGGAGUUCCUUGUUUUAGGAUAUAUAUGUGUACACCUCAGUACUUGAUUAGCCUGGAACAAAAAAAAGUUGGCUAAAUAAUCUCUGCUGUAUAAGGUUACUCUUCACUUUUAAUUUGGCGUAGAUGAGGUCUGUGUAUUUAUAUAGCAUGUGUGCAAGCUGCCUUCCAUAAAGAAAUUAUGGCUACCACAAUAAAAACAAAUAUUAUACCUUAACAGUAUAAAG